GGAGAACAUACGGACCUUGAAGUGCUCUUAGAACUGAGGUUAAUAAUGUCUCAAAAUGAUCCAAGUGGUUUUCUGGGCCUCUACGGCGCGUGUAGGCACUUAUAUAAAGGGCGAAGUUAAGAUGUGAACAUUGAUUCUGAUAUCGAUUCCUCACAUACACUCAAGAAAGCCCAGUCAAGAUCAAUAAAACUUUUAGAAUAUUUUCAUAUUUCAAUAUUCAAUAUGCAUCUCUCAACCCAUACAUGGAUGCGACCAGAGCCUCUUGAGGUGACUCUGAAAAGAGCAGCCUCCCUGGGCUAUACGUCAAUCGAGCUCGCCGGCGAACCCUCUAGAUACACUGUUAGCGAAACACAGGCCCUGUUGAAGAAAUAUAACUUGUCUUGUUGGGCCACUGUAACUAUCAUGUACGGCUCCCGAGAUCUUUCCGCUGUGGAUCCAACUCAACGGGAGCAGACGGUUAGCUAUAUGAAGAGUGUCGUCGACUUGGCUGCUGGAUUAGGGGCGAAGACAGCGACCGUGGUCCCCUGUACCGUAGGCAAGCUUCACCCAGUAGCUAGCGCGUCUGAGGAAUGGGGAUGGGUCGUGCAAGGCGUACGAGAGGUGGCGCAGUACGCCUUACAGAAGGGAGUACGCAUAGCGAUAGAACCUCUCAACCGAUUCGAGACGUACAUAAUCACCAAUACGUCCCAGGCAUUGCAGCUCAUCGACGAGGCGAACGUACCGAAUCUCGGCGUCGCAUUCGACCCCUUUCACCUAAAUAUCGAAGAACCGGAUCUACUUGCCGCGCUGAGGAAGUGUGGUAAUAGGCUUUAUGACUUCCACCUCGGCGAAAACAAUCGUCUUUCUCCAGGUGACGGCAGCUUGAACUGGCCCUUGAUCGUCCAGACGCUACGCGAAAUUGGCUACGAUGGUGGCCUGGCGCAUGAAGCUAUGCCGCCGAUUGAUCGGUCUUCGGGUGGCCAGUUCGGGCUGAAGCAAUUAGAAGCUGAGCCGUGGGAUGUAGACGAAGGAACUCUGCAGUUUCUAAAAGACCAUGCUAGUGGUGUAUUAAGGGACGACUACUAUACUGCCAUGGUAGCGCGGACGGCAGAAACGAUUCUCCCACUGAUCAGAUAGAUGUAAG
Molecule: messenger RNA, 1123 nt
Organism: Daldinia vernicosa
Lineage: Eukaryota; Fungi; Ascomycota; Sordariomycetes; Xylariales; Hypoxylaceae
Product: xylose isomerase-like protein
Exons: 1
Coding region: 223-1116 (297 amino acids)
Source: RefSeq, a predicted model, not a curated record